Ostrinia nubilalis (European corn borer) is the source of this 1528-nucleotide messenger RNA. RefSeq lists its product as uncharacterized. The coding region runs from base 977 to 1471 and encodes 164 amino acids. The record is from RefSeq and is a predicted model, not a curated record. Lineage: Eukaryota; Metazoa; Arthropoda; Insecta; Lepidoptera; Crambidae. The transcript has 3 exons.
AGUAUGCAAUAUGUAAUAAGAUAAGUACGUACUUUAAUAAAUCAAAUUAUGAUAGAAAUCAUAAAAUAUAACAUACAAAAUAUAAUAAUUAAUUUGUUUUUGCCGAGGUGCAUUAUUUUCAUGCAAGUAUUUGCGUCAUCGACCUAGUUUUCGUAAAUAGCUGAGUGUGCUUAAGCAUAAGGCCUGGCGAGAACGAAAUACGCAAACAGUUUUAUCCGACUGCAGAAAAUGAUAAUAAUGUUUUUUAUACAGGAUGACUUUCAAAUCAAAAGCAUGUUUUUAAUAUUAUAAUUCUAUGUAUUUAAACUCUAUGUAUUACUUAUGAUACAUAGUGCACUCCUAAAUUUGAGACAAAUCUAAUGAGAUUUUUUGUCAAUUUUACUGUGUAUUUCUGUUAGUGUGCUCUUAUAAAAAGUUUAAAACUAUUGUACUGUCAACAGCACAUCAGCCUAUUAAUUUUAUUGCAAAAUAACAAUACAUCGAAAUAUGAAAUGAUGUGUUGUCUGUACAAGAUUUUCAAUAUUGAAAUUUUAACUCAUUGGAUUUGUCUCAUAUUUGAGGAAUGUACCUACUAUGUAUCAUGAAUCUUAUUUUAAAAGGAUGCUAUCGAUUUCAAAGUCAUCUGUACCUAUAAAGAGUAAGUUAUGUUAUUGUAUUAUAAGCAUGAAAAAAGUCGACUCUUAUAAAUUAAUAAACUAUUAUUGGUUCAUUUGCUCGAAUGUUCACGUUAAAAAAAAUUAUUGAGCGGGAAUCGAACCUCCGAUCUCUGACAUUUACCACUAGGUACACCAAUCGUUUUCGUUGAACCUAAACUUAUUGCUGAAUUAACGAUAAUUUCCCUUUAAAUUUGGAGGUUCGCACCAAGAGCUUCAUUCUGUAUUUCGAAGUGCUCCUGCAUUAGAAUCGGCUCCAGUAAAGUCAUUUCUUCGAGGAAUCAUCAUCAUCAGUGACGUAAAUAAAAUUGUGAGUGUUCAACAUGUCUGAUUCAGAGUUAGAAUUUUUCGAGCCUGAACGCAAACCAAAGACGAAGCGAAAGUCUGCGAGUAGAUCCAAAGAGUCUAUCAGAGCUGGUUCUUCUAAGAAACCCAGACACACAGGGAAGCUCCAAGAGACGUUGGAUAUACUGGGCUUGCUGUCGGAUGACGAAGAAAGUGUGGCUGCUGAGAACGCGCGACGCUCGCCAGCUCGCAAUAAGCAGCUUGACAGCAGCAUCAGCAACCGCGUUGCUAACGGCUGUGUGGUGCGCCGCACGCUCCUCGACGGACCGUACUACGUGGAGACGCGUGUGUACACCACCGAGGACGCGCUGACGACGUCGCCUGAGCUGCGCUACACCAAGGCUCUCGUGACGCUGAAGGCGCAGCUCGACCGAGACCAGCCGGAGUGGGCUUGUCUGCAGAAGUUCUUGCAGAAGACCAAGUCCUCCUUGUUCGCUGAUAGCAAGCCCAUAUUUUAUAGUAAUAAAAAGUAAUGUGUUCGGUUUAGUGUUAUGUUUUAUUUAGUUAUAGUAUUUUUAUGUAUCGACCCC